GAUCAAUAGUUUGCUAUGUCCGCGCGCGCAUCUAGAGUUUUUAAGGAAAGGACGUUCGCGGAUGCUACUACAGAUACAUGUAAACACAAGUGAUAUGUAUGUCUCUUUUACAUAUAUCUAACCACGGAUUUGUACUGCAUAAGAGAGAAACUUCCGGGGGUGUUAACAUAUCAUGCUGCAUCUGAACAGGACCGCAUUCAAGUAGUAUAGCGACCACAUCCAUUCCAAUCAUGAGCUAUCUCUCUGGCGUAACGUGUCGAACAUAUGGUGAACUGGAAGCAUGAAAUCAACCAAGUGUGGCGAUUUCACAUGAUGACAUUCUGUCAGAGAAACCGUUAUGUAGUGGUCGACUUCUUGGUUUGAAAAAAAAAAAAUCUGUGAAGAACGAAAAAAAAAUCAAUAGGAAAAGGCCCAAUUCUUCUUUAAAGAGACAGAGGACAAUUAGCGUAGUGAGUGUGGAUUAAUACCACAUGAUCUGAAAAGCUUUACGCGGGCUACAAAUUGGUAGUGAUGUUAGACGAACUAGUGUCUUCUCGGUGUCUGCAGUCAUCGGUUAGGCCCUGUGUGGGCUGUUUUUGCUCCGUGUCCAGGAUUAAUGCUGCACCAUGUGCUUCGCUUUGACUGCACAGUGGUCGGUAAUUUAAGCCACGCGCCCGUUUAUCCCCUUUCAUCAGCUUUUGUUCACUGUUUUGCAGGAUAUCUUUCCAAAUUUAGUCUAAGGGACUUUCUUUUCUUCCAAGGAAUUAUAGAGCGGAUAUUGACUUUGAAGCUGCUGUUGUCUAGAAGGGUACACAAAACACAACUCCAUAAAAGGUUAAGUUUGCCUCCCAGAAGGAACGUUUCUGCGACAUUCCAGUUUACCGCCAGUCUCCUCCUCCAUUCAUCUACCUCAACAUUCCCAUUUUUUCUCCAAAAAAGAACCAGUUUACCGAAUACCAAUUCAUAAUCACUUGACGGACAUUCCACUGAGAUUUGAAAAGAAGUAUCCAUUGAAUUGCGAAUGUGCACUGUACUGUUUUUGAAGUGAAAAUAAUUACUUUCUCUCCGAAAAUAAAAAUAUAUUUGUAAAUAUAUAUAAUCGAAAGUAUCCUAGAAUGUUGUCACUGCAUUUGUACAACUUGGAUGACUAAGAUUCCCCGGUUUUUUUGUGGAGUCAAAGAAUCAUGACGGGAUGAGAAAAGUGGAAAUCACUGAAAUGAAACUUUGAAAAGUUUUGGCGCUCUCUCGGACAUGGCUGAGAGGCGAUGAAGAAGCAAAACGUUCGGACUUUGUCUCUCAUUGUUUGUACCUUUACGUAUCUCUUGGUCGGAGCCGCAGUCUUUGACGCCCUGGAAUCGCAAAACGAAAGUGACGUCAGGAGAGAACUAAAUAGCGAAGAAAUGAAGCUUAGAACUAAAUAUAAUAUCAGUAUAUCGGCCUAUGAUGAGCUCAGAGCCAAUAUAUGGAAAGUGCAGCCGUACAAAAAUGGCAGGCAAUGGAAGUUUCCUGGUGCCUUUUACUUUUCCUUGACGGUAAUUACAACUAUAGGCUAUGGUCACAGCACCCCCCAAACAGACAGUGGGAAAGUCUUCUGCAUGUGGUACGCUCUCGUCGGCAUUCCGCUUUGUCUCAUCAUGUUCCAAAGUGUGGGUGAACGCCUGAACACAUUUGUGACUUUUCUUCUCAAACACACAAAAAAAUGCCUCAGGCUGAAAAACUGCGAGGUCUCGCAGACAAACUUAAUAAUGGUGGCUACCAUUCUGUCCAGCUUCUACUUGUUUACUGGAGCAGGUGUCUUCACCCACUUUGAGGAUUGGUCUUAUUUGGAUGCAUUCUACUAUUGCUUCAUUACACUAACUACCAUUGGAUUCGGAGACUAUGUGGCUCUGCAGAGUAACAAUGCCCUGCAGGAUAAUCCUGAAUAUGUGACCUUUAGUUUGAUAUUCAUUCUCUUCGGAUUAACGGUCAUCUCUGCAGCAAUGAAUCUUUUAGUAUUAAGAUUUUUAACGAUGAAUACUGAGGAUGAACAAAGAGACGAAUUAGAAGCAGCUGCGGCUGCUCAAACUGCCGUUAGGUUGGAGGGUGACGUCAUUACUUCCAAUGGCAACGUUGUUUCUGGUGCUCAAGAAAACCCGGAAUUCAAUGACGUCACAUCUGUGUGCUCAUGUUCCUGCUACAAUCUGGGAAGGCGGAAUAAAAGCCGAUACACAGUUACUCGACUUCCAGGGAAAAUAUCACAUCUUUUGCCGAUGCACAGUGUCAGUUCUGGCAAAGACGACAACUUUAUGACAGACAUUGAGUCCAAUUCAGUUUUACCUUUUCAGCAUAUUAAUUCAAAACGGGCAUCGGUAUAGCUUUAUCACAUUUCAUUGCGUCAUAUCACACAAAAUGUAUAUAUAUAUCUGGGGAAUGUUUACUUCUAUAUUUUUACACCUGUUAUAUGUACGAGUUGCCAAGAGUGUGAAACUGUUUCCAACUGUCAAUGCAUGCAUCAUAUGUUUAGUUUACCAGAUUCUAUUUUUGCAAUCUUGUGUCAACCUAUCUAUAGCUAUAUAUAUCGUGGAACUUGUUCACAAAUUUGAUGACGCUUUUGGAGACCGUCGCGAUUGCGUACAUAACACUCUGACGUGUAAACUGUUUAUGAGUAAUUUAUUACAUUAGCGGUCGUUCAUCAGUUUAGAUCACAUGAGGAUUGCUACCCUGUCAAUAGCCUGUAACUUGAGUCGGAAUAUCAAUUUUACUGUCGUAUGAUGACCAUGACGAAAACCUGAGGAGAAUAGAAAUAACCUAUCGGGUAAAUAGUAUAUCGAUACCAGCUCGUAGUAUACACUAGUAUAUGUGGGGUUUUUUUAAUUUCUAUAUAAAUACGGUUAUUGGUUAACAAACAAUUUCUUCAAGUUACAGUAGGACUUUGACUUGCAACUUGAGUGACUACCAUCCGUAGAAGCAGCAUUUAUUGUUUACUACUGUUACUUUUCCCUAAGAAGCAAAAAAACAAGGUCCUACGUUUUAUGAUAUAGUCACAUAAUCUAAUGUUAUAUUAUUGUUUCAAAAGAAAUAGUUUUACAAAUAGAUAAAAAUCAGGGAUAAAGAGAUCGUGUACUUUUACCGAAAUGUACAACUAAACAAGCCAAUGCAAGCCCGAUUGAUUUCUAAAUGGACGCGAAAAGGUCCAUAAGGAAUUGUGCAGUACUUCCUGUUUUUAAACGAACCACGGUUAAAGCAUUGUAGAUUAGCUUAGCGAUGCAAAAACAAAAGUUCAGAUAAAAUGAAAGUGCAUAAUUAUUUUCAGUGUGUGUUCCGCGAGCCGAUUUUUGUCGACAUAGAAUUUCCUAGCGUUUGUGUAUUGUUUUUAUUUAUUUAUUUGAUUUCAGCAUUUUGCAUGAAGUUUCACCCCAGCAAAUCAUGAACUUAUCUUUUUAUGUAGCCGAGGAUUCUCCAGAUUUCGUUGUUAUAUAUUACAGUAUAUUUUCUUGUUAUAAUGAAGAGGGAUUGAAGUAAAUGUUGAAGUGAAUGAACGGCCAAAGCAAUAAAAUGUAUGCCUGUGACGUAUAAUGUAUGAAUGGGAUAUAUCUUCUCUUCGAAAUGUCUUAGGGCAAAAAUGAAUCAUUAGACAUGGAAAACGAAACUAAAAUAUGAAGGAAUGCUUUUUUUCUUGAGGAUAUUUUCUUGGUUUUUUUUUUCAAAAAAUAGAAGAAUUGUGAAUUACUAGUAUAACAAAUGUAUUAAAAUUUCUUCGGUAAGUGUUUAAAAGUAGAUAAAAAAUAAAAUGAAAAACAGAGGAUGGUGUUAGGAGUAUGAAGAGAGAAAGUAAUGCCCGUAAAGACAGAUUCCAAUUAUUUUUUUCCUUUCUUCUACACAUUGUUCAACUAUGAUAAAAAGGAAAUCAAAACGUCAUUUCAGACCCAUGAAUAGCGUGUAGCAGCGGUGUGUUUAUGUUUAAGUUAUAUCAAUGUCGGCAGUUUGAUAUCCGGUUCCUUUGAACUGGAUAUUUCCGACAAGUUGUUCAUACUACGCUGCAACAUAUGGCAUCCAAAUGUUGCAACAUUCACUCAUAAUCCUCAUAAAUAUAAUUAUUUUGGGAAAGGAAUUGGUAACUCAUGUUCACAAGAAAUAUACUGUUUCUUUUUCGUUAUCUCUCUUUGUUUUCAAAUUUAAAACUUGUAUUAAUGACAAUGAAGAGAAUAAUUAUGGUUCUAUACAUUAAACACAAUUUAUUCCUUUUGUCCUUCUCUUUUUGGUUAUCGGGAUAUGCAUGCAAUAUUAGUACUAGUAAGUAAAGUGUUUUUAUGGUUCUAUUGCUAAAUUUGCACCAUCAAGUCAUGCAAUCUAAGCUAGAUUACACUGAUAAGAAAAACGAUAUUUGAUAAGAAACAAAUAGUUUUCCAUUAAGAAAUAUUCUUUAAAAUACUUAUCAUUGCCCGGCCUUUCAACCCACAAAGCAAUUCUAUUAUGGCAUGCAAAGAUGUAUACCAUCUUUAUGUAAGAACCAGUGUGAAUUAUUAUUAUCAUAAUGUAUAUGUUUUAUGUUAUUUUCUUAAUUUCAAUGAACAUUUUUUAAAACGGGAUACGGCAAUUCUUUUGUUGUGGGUUUUUUUUAUUUUAUUUUGUCUUAACUCCUAAUGCAGGGUGUUGCAAAUUCCUUCUUCCAUGACCAUAAAAUGUGUGAAUAAGGGCUGAACUUUUUCAUAUUUUUUGAAAAUUAAAUAAAUUUUAUACAAAGUU
Magallana angulata is the source of this 4704-nucleotide messenger RNA. Its product is annotated as two pore potassium channel protein sup-9-like. Bases 1245 to 2333 code for a protein of 362 amino acids. Gene Ontology annotation, molecular function: potassium ion leak channel activity. The transcript is spliced from 3 exons. NCBI's taxonomy places the organism in Eukaryota, Metazoa, Mollusca, Bivalvia, Ostreida, Ostreidae. Gene Ontology annotation, biological process: potassium ion transmembrane transport; stabilization of membrane potential. The record is from RefSeq and is a predicted model, not a curated record. Gene Ontology annotation, cellular component: membrane.